ACGCAAAUUAACAUUAAUUGAUGCUCAAAAUAUUGCUUUAGAAAAAAGUGAACAAUGUCUUUCUGAAUAUUAUAUCAAUAAUAAAAGUCCUUUACUUUGGAAAUGUGCUAAGUUUCAUGAAUGGAAGUCUGCUUUAUGUGAUAUAAAAAAAGGUAAAUGGUGUCCACAUUGUGCAAAAUGUUUUAAACUUAAUAUUGGUAUUGCUAAAGAAAUUGUGUUUAAAAAAGCUCCUUUAGAAAGGAUAAGAAAUCAUAAUUCUUGGUGUCCUAAAUGUAUAGUAGAUACUCGAAGAGUUGGUUUAGAUUUAGCUAGAAAUAUAGCUCGAUCUAAAAAUGGCAAAUGUUUAUCAGAUAAGUAUAUUAAUAUUUAUACUCCAUUACAAUGGAGAUGCCAUCAAGGACAUAUUUGGCAUGCAGUAUUAAAUUCAAUAAAAAAUCAAAAUUCAUGGUGUCCUCAAUGUGCAGGACAUUCUAAACUUGAUAUUAAUAUUGCUAAAGAAAUUGCUCUUAAAAAAGAUGAAAAAU
Messenger RNA from Racocetra fulgida, 524 nucleotides. Lineage: Eukaryota; Fungi; Glomeromycota; Glomeromycetes; Diversisporales; Gigasporaceae. The record is from the annotation of a GenBank genome assembly.